This is a messenger RNA of Pseudo-nitzschia multistriata, 943 nucleotides long. The record is from the annotation of a GenBank genome assembly. Lineage: Eukaryota; Bacillariophyta; Bacillariophyceae; Bacillariales; Bacillariaceae.
AAGAGCAUGCUGCUCAGUUCGUACCAUACCGUACAGUAAUAGGGUUCUUUCAUGCUGUAAUAGCUUUCGUUCCUUGCCGUACCGGUACCUUACGGUAUGUUAGCCGAAGACAGAUAAGCAACACAAAACCAAACACAACAUUUUCGCUCGGUCUCUGCAAUUUGAUAAUCCGCACAUGCGACCAACAGCGAUGAAAGAUUGCAACUUGAACGUCUCGACGAGGAUCUGUCGCGUACCGCGCAUUCUGGUCCUUGUCGUUACGACGAUGCUACUGGGACCAUACCAAACACACACCGUUCAUUCGUUCGCGCCCAUGGCAACCGACGUCGCGAGAAGCAGAACAGUUGCCCUCGAGGCUACCACAAACAGCAACUGCAGCAGAAACGCGGAUAACGGCAUCGAUAAUCGAAGAUCCUUCGUGUCCUCCAUUCUUUCGUCUGCCGCGGUGGCCACACUGAGUGUCGUGAUCGCCCCCCAACCGUCGCUGGCCGCAAAGCGCUAUGUCCUCGACGACGAGACGGGCGAAUACAUCGAACAGGAAGACGAUGGAAACUGGCAAGCCGAAUGGAAGUCUCGCUACGAGCAAAUGUCGACAAUGAGCAAGGAUGAGAUCUUUGUUGCGGCUCGGGGAGCCGGGAACACAAACCUGAAAGACCUCGAGAAUGAGAGUCCUGCCUCCAAGAAACGACGGGCCUUCAGCGGCUGCCGCGACAAGCCCACCCGAGCGAAACUCGGAAACAUUGACGAGAAGUCGUGUACCAAGCGCGUCUUAGAUGGUGACAUAGACUUUGUCCUGGGUGCCCUUUGAGGUGAUGAAAUGCGAUGCGAUUUGAUGCCAAAAAUUGGGUGACAAAGAGUGAAGUGCGAAAGGCGUGGAAUUCAACAAACCAUGACAUGGUACGGGCCUUCGAUGCUACAACAGCUAUAAACAUAAUGCAGCAUA